AUGUCCGAACUUCUAACGUAUCUACAUGGCUCGGAACUAGUCGCGGGCUUUCAGAGGGCUUGUGGUCUAUUCCCCAAGGAAGCAACCUACCAAACCUCCACUCCCGACCACCUGCGUGAGAAUGGCUCAGUUCUUACUCGUGACUCAGACGGUUCUGACUACAGGCAGCGCCACAACGCGCAACUACAGAAUGGAACGAUUAGCGCUCAGGAUAAUAACUUCAACUACAAAUACAAAGUCAAUGGGUGCAAUGGAUGCGGCGUUAAACACACAGAGCCGGCACAAUAUGUGGUGAGGAACCAGCUUUUCUACUUCCUGUUCCUGGUCUCGGCAGCUCUGGGAAGUGAAGUCUUUUAUAUCUCUUUCCUGCCCUGUAUCCACUGGAACCUGGACCCCUUCUUAUGCCGACGUCUGGUCAAUGUGUGGGCUGUGGUUAUGUAUAUUGGGCAGGUAAUGAAGGAUGUCCUGAAGCUGCCUCGCCCAUUAGCUCCCCCGGUGGUGAAACUGGAGAAGCGCGUGGAUGCAGAGUAUGGAAUGCCAUCCACACAUGCCAUGGCAGCGACAGCUAUAGCAUUCACUCUGCUCCUCAGCGCACAGGAAAGAGUACAGUUUCAGUUUGAGGUGGGUUUGGUCCUUGCCGUGGUUGUGUCUGCAUUAGUGGGCUUGAGUCGACUAUAUACGGGAAUGCACUCUGCACUGGAUGUUAUUUGUGGUUUUCUCAUCUCUGGUCUUCUCGUGGGGAUGUCUUACCCUUUCUGGACUACUUUUGAUGACUUGCAGCUGAACAGUCUGUUCUCCCCUGUGAUAGCAGUGGUACUUCCCUUGUUCCUGUGUUACACAUACCCUGAGCUGGACCAUUACAGCACUACGCGGGGGGAUACCACCAUCAUUUUAGGAGUCAGUGCGGGCUGCUCAGUGGGCUACUGGGUGAACCAGCGCCUGGGUCAGACUUUUGAACCGAAAGGGCCGCUACCUGUUGCCCUCCCACCUUUGACCUCUGCAGGCCUCUUGAGGGGAGUGGCCAGGUUCGUGGUGGGUCUGGGCAUGCUCGUUUUGACACGACAGACGAUACGGUGGGCGAGCCUACGGAUUGUUUGUUGGGCGCGCGGAGAAUCGCCGAGCGACGUCAACGCUCGCAGGAAGAAAGACAUCGAAGUGCCGUACAAAUUCAGCACGUACACGGCGAUCGGACUGGUCAACAGCAUACUGGUUAACAGAGUCUUUCUCCUACUGCAGCUUCUGUGA
Messenger RNA from Chanos chanos (milkfish), 1245 nucleotides. It is a transcript of the gene sgpp2, whose product is annotated as sphingosine-1-phosphate phosphatase 2. The record is from RefSeq and is a predicted model, not a curated record. The transcript is spliced from 5 exons. Gene Ontology annotation, molecular function: sphingosine-1-phosphate phosphatase activity. The coding region runs from base 1 to 1245 and encodes 414 amino acids. Gene Ontology annotation, cellular component: endoplasmic reticulum membrane. NCBI's taxonomy places the organism in Eukaryota, Metazoa, Chordata, Actinopteri, Gonorynchiformes, Chanidae. Gene Ontology annotation, biological process: sphingosine metabolic process.